AUGCAUUUCAUACCUUUGUUAAUCGUUGUUUCACAAUUUUACCUCUCGAGCCAAACGAAUCCUGCUCAAAUUAUCAAAGUACAUGAAAAUGCGAAUGUUACUAUGACAUGUCGUCUCAACAUGAGACAAAAUUCCGAAGCAAGAAAUUCUCUCGCGUCCGUUCCGUCGUUAUCGUCAUUCAAUAAAAUAUUUGAUAACAAUUUAUCGGGUAACAUUAUCCUUUGGUAUAAAGACGACACACAAGUAAUUGGUGUUAAUUCAAUUUCGAACGAUCCACAAAAAUAUCUGAUAUACCAAGAAAAUUACUAUACAUAUCAAUUGAUUUUGUUCAAUGUCCGAUUGGAAUCAUCGGGCUUAUACAAAUGUCAAAAUUUCACCGCAAAAGAAGAAAAUCUUUUUCAACUUCAUGUGCUGGUUCCACCGUCUCGUCUGCGUUUGAGUCCAUCACCACAAAUGCCGGUAGCGGAUGGUACAUCAGUGCAAUUCAAUUGUACAAGCGAACGCGCUUAUCCCAUUCCGACAUUUGAAUGGUAUAAAAACGAUCAAUUAAUUCAACGCUCAAUCGGUAUUAAUAAUAACAAUCAAACAAGUUCACCAAGCUUUUCAAGUUCAUCCAUUUUAACACUUUUACUUUCACCUGUUGAUCACGAUCAAAUACUCCGUUGUCAAGUAACCAAUGAAGCGAGUGUUCAUGAUACAAAUGUCGAACUCAAACUUGAUGUUUUAUUUAAACCCAUUAUCAAUAUUUCAUGGAAUCAAAAAGAGUUGCCUACGAUGUUAACUGUCAUUGAAAACACAUUUGAAACGAUUCAUUGUGUAAUAUCAGCCAAUCCGCCGGCAUUAUCAAAUAUUGAAUGGUAUAAAAAUGAUCAAUUAAUUACAGGCGAAAAUCAAGAACAAUUGAAGUUGAAUUUUACACGAUUAGAAAACAUACAGAGAUUAACUUGUAAAACACGAAAUACCAUUGGACAAUCGGAAGCAAGCGUCAAUGUCGACAUACUCUAUAAACCGAAAUUAUCCAUGAUUGAACAUAUUACAUUAAAUCAAGGAGAGAAACUUGUUUUGAGAUGUCUGAUUGAUUCGAAUCCAUUUUGUCAUCAGAUUCGUUGGUUGCACAACCAAAGAGAAGUUCUCACUCAACCGUGCUCAUUAAUGAACCGAACACAAACGGUAUCCGAAUAUGUCAUACCGAGCGUUUAUCGAAUACAUUCAGGAAAGUACACAUGCGAAGUGAAAAAUUGGUUGAAUACGGGAAGUAAUAAUCGAUACGAAGCAACGACAGCAGUGUCCACGGAUGUACGAAUACAAUAUGCUCCAUUUAUAUUGAAUUCGAUAAAGAAACUAGCGGUUAUCGAAAAUAAAGAUAUCAUCACAGCAUGUGUGGUUGAUGCAUAUCCGAAGGCAGAUAUAACUUGGUUCGGGCCAUCUGCACAGCGUUUAAGUUCAUUCACCGACGAAAAAAUGCUCAAUUCAACAGUAAUUUCAUCAAAAUUACAUUUACCGCCAUCUUAUUCAACAAUGCUCGGCACGUAUCGAUGUGUAGCGAAGAAUCAAUACGGGCAACAUGAGUUCUCGAUGCAUUUUCAACGACCUGGUCUGCCAGAUGCACCCACUCAACUACAAGCAAUAAAUAUUACGCAUGCUUCAUUUAUUCUUACUUGGCAAGCGGCUUACGACGGUGGCUCGAAUUUAAUAUAUCAUAUUAGUUUAAGUGGAAAUCGUUCAGAGGAAAGACAAACAAAUUUGAGUUCUAUUAGAUUCACUGAUUUAAACGAAAAUUCGCGCUAUUUUGUUAAAAUUCGUUCGCAAAACAGUUUGGGAUUCAGUGAUUAUUCGACGAGUAUAGUUGUCUUAACAACCGAAUAUCCAUUUGCACCGGAUGAGUUUCCAACGAUUCAACGAGCUUAUUAUACCGUUGAUGGCCGUCGAAUACGUUUUCAUUUGAGUGAGAUUCGUUCGCCGUUGAUCACUAAAGAUCAAUUAUGUAUUCAACAUUAUCAUAUUCCAUCAUCGACCGUGGAAACAACUGAUGAGUAUCCAUCAUGUAUACCAUUGAAUUCUCUUCAACCGUCGAACGAUGAACUUGAGAUAACAACUGAGGAGAACAACGUACGUUUGAAACUGUGUUUGAUUAAUCAAACGGACGUUUGCUCAAAGUCUGUGUCAAUUCCAACCGGUGUGGGUUUAUCGAAUGAUUCAUCUGAGUUAAUUUUGAUAUUGAUUGGUGCUAUUUUGGGUUUAUGUUUUGUCGCCGCUCUGAUUGGCUUGUUCGUUUGUAUUCAACAACGAAGGCGACAAACGAAAUCGAAAAGCGGAUCAACAGAUACAUUAAAGCCAAAUUCGACCGGAAACCAUAUCGACAACUUUCAUGCAACACCUGUUCGAGUCGUUGACACCAAUUCAUGUCUAUAUUAUCCGGCACAAACACCAACGAUGAAUGAAGUUCGAGCGCACAACAGUGGCUUGUUUUACAAUCCAGAACUCCCAAACAGCAUCUAUACAAUUCAAGAAAAGAAAAAUUCAAUGUGUUUUGAUUCCGGUAUGCCAUCAACAACUUCGGACAAUUCCGACUCGGCUUGUUCACAAGUAUUAUCGUCAUCCGACAUUGACGGACAUAUAGCGAACGGCUUCUACGAUCGUUCGGAUGGAGAACAUCUCGUCAAUGGAAGACUAUCGUCCAAGAAGGUUCUUCUACCUGAUAUUCACCAUCUGUUUCUGGGAAAAUACAACGGGGUGACAGAUAUUCCACCGUACACAGUGGGCGAAAAUCAUUCAACGUUGCGGAUAUCAUCUGAAGAAGAAAGUGGAUUUUCUACACCAACGAAGCCUCAUCAUGGAAAGAAGCUUGUUUAUGAAGUUGUUGUUUGA
Adineta ricciae is the source of this 2868-nucleotide messenger RNA. Lineage: Eukaryota; Metazoa; Rotifera; Eurotatoria; Adinetida; Adinetidae. The record is from the annotation of a GenBank genome assembly.